Molecule: messenger RNA, 765 nt
Organism: Hydatigera taeniaeformis
Lineage: Eukaryota; Metazoa; Platyhelminthes; Cestoda; Cyclophyllidea; Taeniidae
Source: the annotation of a GenBank genome assembly
AUGGAACCAUUAAAUGCCUUGACCACUCUGGUUCGAAAGCCGUCUGCUCAGAUCGCGGAUAUCUCGUCGUCGUCCCAGGCCUCUACAGUACUUUGCAAUGCAUUUGAUUUUGAGGUGUGCCCAUCGGUUUUUAAGCUCUACACAUACAUUCGCUCGCACCCGUUAGUGGUUCGCCACCUGCGACUGGUAGACGAAAGCGAUGAAAUUCAGAAUCAUUUAAGGCUCUUGGAUAGGCGCUUGUAUUUCCGUACUGCAUAUCACUACAAUACCAUCGGCUGUCCCGCCCUCACACUCGAGGUUCUUAGUAGGCUCCCUCAUCUCCCUCCUGCUGAUGUUGUUAGAACCGAUGGGCGAAAAGUUGAUUUACCUGUCCCCGAUUCAAAAAAUUCGAGUGGGGGAGCGGAGUUGACCUUUUUUGAACCAAAUGAAGAUGCCAGAGCUCUUGUCAGUGAUAGUGAUUUCAAAGUGGUCUGGAGUGAUGAAGAAGACGAGGAGGAGAAGUGCGGCGAUUUUGCUGAGGUCACUGACUCAUCAUCCAAUCUAUCUUCCACCAUAAAAUCCACGACAUUUCGACACAGCGCUACUCCUGGCAACUCAGUCUCCAAUCAUUUUCUCCAAAAUGUUGAUGACGAUGCUCAUUUUACUCGGAGCUUCGAAGUUCACUUUUCUGUGUCAGCCUCAUCUACACUGGUUUCUCAUGGCAGUGUUAUAGAUUCCAACCAACGGCUUGCUGAAAUUUCAAAGUCGAACUCUGUAGACCUCUAG